UCUGUACACACAACUCUGGUUGAUUCUGCAAGCUGUGGCACCUACUGACUUGCAAAGACAGCACACCUGGCUUAUGGCAAAACAGAAAGUGCAGAUGGAACAGUACUGAAAUGGAAGUUUUUACCUUUGAAGACAAUGUUAGGACCAAGAUAUGAUGAGCAGGUUGCUGAAGAAAAUCGUUUUCACCCAAGUAUGUUAUCCAACUACUUAAAGAGUCUGAAGGUUAAAAUGGGUUUGCUGGUAGACUUGACCAACACUUCUAGAUUCUAUGACAAAAAUGAUAUAGAGAAAGAGGGAAUUAAAUAUAUAAAGCUCCAGUGUAAAGGGCAUGGUGAGUGCCCUACACCUGAGAAUACAGAAACAUUUAUCCGUGUAUGCGAACGCUUCAGUGAUAAGAAUCCUUCAGAGCUUAUAGGUGUCCAUUGUACACAUGGUUUCAAUAGAACUGGAUUUUUGAUCUGUGCCUUUUUGGUCGAGAAGUUGGACUGGAGUAUUGAGGAUGCUGUGGCUACUUUUGCUCAGGCCAGACCUCCAGGUAUUUAUAAGGGUGACUAUUUGAAGGAAUUAUUUCGUCGUUAUGGCGAUGAAGAUGAUGCACCAGCACCACCAGAGCUUCCAGAAUGGUGCUUUGAUGAAGAUGAAGAGGAGGAUGAUGAUAAUGGUAAAACUGGAGGCCCAGAAUCAGAACCCGGAUCAUCAAGCUCUUACUUUGGCAAGAGGAGAAAAGAACGCCUAAAACUGGGUGCAAUUUUCUUGGAAGGAAUAACAGUUAAAUGUGUGACCCAGGUGACAACACAACCAAAAUUAGGAGGAAUACAGCAAAAAUGUCAGCAAUUCUGUGGAUGGGAAGGGACUGGAUUCCCUGGAGCACAGCCUGUUUCAAUGGACAAGCAAAAUAUUAAAUUUUUGGAGCAGAAGCCAUACAAAGUUAGCUGGAAAGCAGACGGCACCCGGUACAUGAUGCUGAUUGAUGGCAAGAAUGAAGUUUAUAUGAUUGAUAGAGACAAUUCCAUUUUUCAUGUAUCCAACCUGGAGUUUCCGUUUCGUAAAGAUCUUCGCACACAUCUAACAAACACUCUUCUAGAUGGGGAGAUGAUCAUCGACAAGGUUAAUGGACAGGUUGUCCCUCGGUACUUGAUAUAUGACAUUAUUAAGUUUAAUGGACAGCCUGUUGGAGAUUGCGAUUUUAAUGUUCGACUUGCAUGUAUAGAGAAGGAGAUUAUAUUUCCACGACAUGAAAAGAUGAAAAGUGGUCUCAUUGACAAAGCACAGGAACCGUUUGGUGUUCGAAACAAACCAUUUUUCGACAUCUACACUUCUAGAAAGCUCUUGGAAGGAAACUUUGCCAGAGAAGUUAGCCAUGAAGUGGAUGGACUGAUAUUUCAGCCUACGGGAGCCCAUCUUGGAUAUUGUGAGGCUGCUAAAAGGUCUCCCUGGAGCCUUCUCCUUCUCCAGGUUAAACAUCCCAGCUCCAUCAGCCUGAUUUUAUGGGAGAGAUGCUCCAGCCCUGUGAUCACCUCAGUGGCUCUUCUCUGGGCUUGUUCUAAUAGCUCUGUGUCUUUCUUAUGCUGGAAGUCACAGAUCUGGACACAGCAUGUCAGGUGGGGGUCUCAUGAUAACAGAGGGGCAGAAUCACCUCCCUGGCCCUCUGUCCUCACUUCUUGUGAUGUAGUCCAGGGUAUAUUGGCUUUCUGAGCUAAAAGUGCACCCUGACAGCUUAUGUUGAGCUUUUUGUACACAAACACCUCGAAAUCUUUCUCCCCAGGGAGAAAGUCUUGAUCCAUUCUCCACCCAGUCUGUGUUUGUGC
Molecule: messenger RNA, 1808 nt
Organism: Cyanistes caeruleus (blue tit)
Lineage: Eukaryota; Metazoa; Chordata; Aves; Passeriformes; Paridae
Source: RefSeq, a predicted model, not a curated record